Molecule: messenger RNA, 2373 nt
Organism: Aplysia californica (California sea hare)
Lineage: Eukaryota; Metazoa; Mollusca; Gastropoda; Aplysiida; Aplysiidae
Product: solute carrier family 46 member 3
Biological process (GO): transmembrane transport
Cellular component (GO): membrane
Molecular function (GO): transmembrane transporter activity
Source: RefSeq, a predicted model, not a curated record
UCAGAAGGCGACGCCACAGUGCAUGACGAGAAGAAGCGAAGGCGGAACAUCCUAGGGGCCUUGGUGGGCCUGAGUCUGACCAUGACAGGCUACUCAAUCUUCAACGACUCCUACAUGCAGUGGAUCUACGUGCGUUUCCAGAUGGACGUGUUGGGAGACAACUACACACUGGCCAACACCUCCUCGUGGUGAUCAACAUGUUCUUCUCCAGCACUCACCUGGCCGUUGGCUAUUUCAUCACGGAAGAGGGUUACAUUUGGCCGAUGGUCACGGCUCUAUGCAUCGCCAGCCUGGGCCUUCUCUGGUUUAUUUUCUGCUUGAACGAGACCAUUCCCCACUCAGACUUCAACAACUGCAAAGAAAGAACUGAAGCUGUGAAAAACGUCUUCAGUUUUUACUUCAUCAAGAGCGACAACCCAAGGUAUAGGCGAGAAGACUUCAUUAUACUUGGAGUUGUCUUCUUCAUGUUUGGCACGUGCAUCGGUGCGCAGUUCAUGACACUGUUCCUCAUGGACGAGCCGCUGUGUUGGGGAUCUCAGAAGAUUGGUUAUGUGACCACAUUCCAGGGGCUGCUCCAAAGCUUUACGUCCCUCAUAGUGAUGCCGCUGCUCCAGAAGGUGACCAGUGAUGAGGUCAUCUGUGUGUUAAGUCUACUGUCUGGGGCAGGGAGUCGAAUCAUGUUGGCCAUGUCUGUCCAUGACUGGAUGAUCUAUGUCGCUUUUGCUAUUGGAAUGCUUGAGUUGAUGGUUCUCCCUAUUAUUCGAGGAAUCCUUUCCAGAAUGGUGCCAGUAGAAAGACGAGGUUCGCUGUUUGCCAGUGUUGCCGUCAUCGAGGUGGCCACCUUGGCAGCGUCUGGGGUGGGUGUGAACAUGCUCUACUCUCACACCGUGGCCUUGUGGCACGGCCUGGCCUACAGCUUCAUUGGCUCCUGUGUCCUCCUCUCCAGUGCGAUUAUGGGAGUGUAUGUCAUAAUACUACGUCGGCGAGCGUCAAAGCUGGGCACAGUUGUUGUUGUGGAAGAGGUGACUACUCCGUCACCUGUGAUAAACCCUGGAACGCGGGGCAGCAUCAACUCUGAGGAUGACCGGCUCAUGGCGUGCUGAUUGCACCCAGUGGAUGUGGUAUGGCCGGUCCAUCCUACAUACUCAUCAACCAACAGCUGCUUAAGAUUUUUACUCCUCAGGUGUUCAGUUUUAACACUGAUGUGUUCUAAAGCAGAUCUGCUGUUGUUUUAACUCAUAGAGACCACAUUGCACAUGUGCACCGUGUUGCAGACAUGUGUGGCAGAGUUCAAGAAUUUCUUUUUAGAAAGUCUAAAAGAAGUUAAAACAAAUGUGCCAAAAAAGUUUUUCUUUCCAUUUCUGCACCCAAUUUUAAAUGAGGAAGAUCAAAAUAAACAUUUGUAGUCAAAUUUUUGCUACUAAUGUGAUCGAAGUCAUUUCAUUCAGCCAAAAUGGCUUAUGCCAAGCUUUCUUGCGUUUGAUUUUACACCACUUUUUACACUGUGCAAAAGAAGUAUCCCCUUAUGUUAAAGGUUUAAUAUUUUGCAAAUGGCUUGUGGUUAGAUCAAAAGGCUUUUAAAACUUAAAAGCUUGUUUGUUUCUUCCUGUACUCACAACUUUUAGAUAUUUUUUUUUCUCAGUGAAAAUAUCAGGGACUAGGAAGCUUAAACAAUAAAAUUCAGAAAACAUUUUUGUAGAGCCGUUGCUUGUUCCAUGAACUUCAGGGAUAUUUUCUAAGCUGAUUUUGUACCAUUUUUUUCCUCUUGCCAUGUUUUAAAAUUGUUGCUACCUAUCACAAUCAUUGUGUUUGUCUGAAUAUAUUAUUUAAUGUAUAUUGGAAUCAUUUAGAUUCCAUUCAGUUGUUUGAGUGUCAUAUAAAGGUUGUGAUCGCCAUUUGCACAAAAUAGUUCCAAAUCUUGCAAGUGCAAUUUAAUGUGUUUAUAUAUGUAUUUAUUGUUAUUACAUGUUUGGUUUUCUUUUUUAUUUAUUCAUUAAUGAAAUUCACAGCAUACAUUCCACCUCUCCCCUCAAAAGAAAACGCUGCCAUUUUCACUGACAUCCACCUACAUUUCCAUACAUGAAAAGUCGCAGUACCUUGAACUUUUUGAGGUGUUUAGUUGGCUUUCAAAGGAUACUGUAAGUUGACUUAUUCAACGAUUUAGUGUAGAUACCAAAAACAAUCAUACAGUGAUUAUAAUAGCAUGUUGUGUUUUAGCCAUUCUCUUUUUCAUUUUAUCAUCUCAGCCUACCUUUGUCUUUCAUAUUUUUGGUGUUGCCUCCUCUUUGUUCCCUUGCUAUGUGCUUUAAUUGCCUUAAUGGGCUAUUUCAAGUUCACAUGUUCUUGUGUUGUUCUUCUAAAUAAAACUUGCAG